Molecule: messenger RNA, 1817 nt
Organism: Diabrotica virgifera virgifera (western corn rootworm)
Lineage: Eukaryota; Metazoa; Arthropoda; Insecta; Coleoptera; Chrysomelidae
Gene: Synd
Product: protein kinase C and casein kinase substrate in neurons protein 1
Exons: 10
Coding region: 310-1707 (465 amino acids)
Biological process (GO): plasma membrane tubulation; regulation of endocytosis; cytoskeleton organization
Cellular component (GO): endosome; plasma membrane; cytoplasm
Molecular function (GO): phospholipid binding; protein binding
Source: RefSeq, a predicted model, not a curated record
GUUCGAGUUGGUUGUGUCGUUGUGUCAGGAAUUUCGUACCUUCGGGGUUUUAGACUUUUUUUAUUUCUGAAAACAAAAUAAAUAUCAAAGCAAUAAAAUUCUGUUGAGUUGAACUAGUUUAUUCUAAUUUCGAGCGAGUGAAGACGGUACUACUAGAACAGCAAGUGUGGAUACAGUGAUCAGGCGAAACACUAGGUUCUGUGAAAAAGUAGGCAGGUAGUUCCAAAACAGGUACUCACCUACAUGUCGGAGUCACGCGGGAUCAAAAGACUCUAUUGAAAAAGCAAUUGAGCAUAUCACGUUUCUAUCAUGUCCCACCAUAGCGACGACAACAUGCUCAUAGCGACCAGCGACUCGUUCUGGGAACCAGGCAACUACAAAAAGACUACGAAGCGGAUCGAGGACGGAUACAAACUCUGCCAAGAACUGAUUUCGUUGGUGGGCGAACGGGCCGACAUCGAGAGGAACUACGCCAAAUCGCUGAAGGCCUGGUCGAAAAAGUGGAACGAUGCCAUCGAGAAGGGACCAGAGUACGGUACCACGGAGGCGGCUUGGAAGGGAGCACUCGUCGAGGCCGACAGGAGAUGCGAUCUUCAUUCUCGGAUCCGAGACAGUUUAACUAACGACGUGAUAAAUAAAGUUAAACAGUGGCAGAAGGACAGUUAUCAUAAGUCGAUGAUGAAUAUUAAAGAGAAAAAAGAUAUGGACGAUAAUUUUAAGAAAGCUCAAAAACCUUGGACGAAACUGCUACAGAAAGUAGAAAAAACCAAGAAUGACUAUCACACGGCCUGCAAAACAGAAAAGUCAGCCUCAAAUCAAGAAAGAAACGCUACGGGCGACACAUCUUUUUCUGCGGAUCAGGUUAAAAAAAUGCAAGAGAGGGUACAAAAGUCUAAAGAUGAAGUUCAGAAAUGUCGAGAAAAGUACGAACUAUCUCUACAGGAAAUCAAUCAAUAUAACCCCAAAUAUAUGGAAGAUAUGACUGUCGUCUUCGAUAAAUGUCAAGAAAUGGAGGCUCAACGGCUCAACUUCAUAAAAACAGUUCUUUUCGAAAUACACAAGUACCUCAAUUUAUCCGAUGAUAUCACGUUAAAUCAGAUAUACGAAGAAUUCUACCACACAAUAAAUAACGCAGACUAUGAAAAAGACUUAAAAUGGUGGUCGAACAACCACGGCGUCAAUAUGGCCAUGAACUGGCCGCAAUUCGAGGAAUACACUGAGGAGUUUCGUGACAUCCACAAAGGCAAAUCCAAAGAUAGCUCGCCGUCGGGAAUCACUUUGAUCCAUCAGCGACCAGUGGGAGAAGAUUUGCAUGAUUACUCGACUCAGAAAUCUAUCAAGAAGGAAGUGCCAAACAAACCCUCAACUGUGGUAACACAGAGUACUGAAGUUAAGCCAAGAAUAGAAGCUAGCAGUAGUCCUUCCAAUACAAUAACAAAUGGUUCGGCGAACAAAGCCAAUGAAUCAAAUCCAUUUGAAGAAGAGGAAUGGGAAGAGAACGAUGCCCUUGUAGACCAUGGUGAACCGGGUGUUCCGGUUAAAGCCUUAUACGAUUAUGAUGGAGCUGAAAACGAUGAGCUUAGUUUUAAAAUUGGUGACGUUUUUGAAAAAUUGGAGGACGAAGACGAGCAAGGUUGGUGCAAAGGGAGGAAAGACGGCCGAGUCGGCCUCUACCCCGCCAAUUACGUCGAUGUGGUUUCUCACUAAAAUAACGUACUCAUCAAUAAGUAUUAUUAAAUAUGUAAAAAUGUUAUAAAUUAUUGUUAUUUUUUUAGACAUAAGUAAAAUAUAUAUGUACUACAUGUUUAUUUAUCAAA